AUUAGGUUAAAACGUGUGACCUAAAAAGAAAGAUGUUAAAUCACAUCAUAAAAUAGAAUUGCAUACGAAAAUACAACAUACGUUUAACGAUAACAUUGUAUCAUUAUUUUCCAUCUGUCAUUUAGAUAUAAAAUAAGUGCUAAAAGCUUAUUCUUUGAGAAAUGCAUGAGGUCUGGAAACAAUUCUGUAAAAAUUCUGAAAUUCUGUUUUUAAAAAGAUGCCACUGCUUUUAAGCAUCCAAUCAACAGCAAUGCACGAAAUGUUUGGUAAGAAUUGCCAAAAAAAAGAAGGAAAGGUAAUUCGAUCAAAAUGUUGAAGAAGAGAAAUCAAUGACUGAGGUCACAACAUAAAAUUUGAUUAAAAAAAGACAUAUUUGAACAAAAGGGAAAUGAGCAGGAAUUAAAUCAAUCAGAGAAUAAAAUAUCAAAUAAUUAAAUGAAAAUCAAAUAAUACUGAAUCAAAUAUCUAAUUCCUAAAAAAUGAAAUCACACAUAUCAGGAGAACAGCUUUACUGCAUUGGUGUCUUUUAUUAGUGAUACAGUAACAUGAUAUUUUGUAAUCCGUUGAAAACCUUAGCAAAGAAACAUUGCAUGAACUGUAAUUGAUUUAUGGACUAAAAAAACACUUAAGGACACAACAAUUCAGGCCAGUUAGCACAAAAUGUUAAUGUUUCAACAAAUGUUUUUUUUUUUUAUAAUAUGGUUGUUUCACAAGUAGCAUGUGGAACCAAACACUGCAACAUGACACCGUGUCAGUGGCACAUAUCCAUAGACCUUCAUCCCUUCACAGUUAAUAAGCCACGUAUUACCACAAAUAUUUAACUUGUCUUCAUGCAAAUAAUUGAACUUGCAGCAAAUGUAACAGUAAGAAACAGUUCAGCUGACAUUUAGACUGAAAGGUGAAAAAGAGCUCGAAGUCUUACGUUCCGCUGGGGAUCUGCCUAAAUGAGAACAUGAGUCAGGGCGAGCUUGCAGCUGUGGCCAGACGAGCAAGGCACCUCACAGAAGAGCUAAGACAGGGAGUAAGAAAAACAUGCAAAGAUGUGAUCGACGUCUCCUCAGGGGACCUUCACAGUGCAGGUUUAAAGCCUCUGUCCUUUAGCAGACAGGUGUUUGCAGCAUGCCUUUACCCUGAGCUUAUGAACAGCAACAAGCUGCCUGUGGACGUCCGACAGAGAGCUCAGUGGCUGCUUGGGUCGUGUGCAGGAGGGAGUGUAGGUUCCUACACUGCUGCAGCAGGUAUACCAAACAUAGUCAACAGUGUCUCUGAAUUCAUACGGAGGCGAGAUGGGGCUCCGUCGUAUCCUGAGAACAUCUACAUCAGUCCAGGCUCCCAGUGGUCGAUCACGAAUAUCCUUAAACUGAUGCUGAACAGCAAGGCUUCACCCAGGACGGGGGUGCUGAUUCCGGUGCCGUGCCACUCCACUACCAUUCUGUCCAUCGUGGAUUUGGGAGGCGCCAUCGUUCCUUAUUACCUCAGUGAGAAUCUGGGCUGGGAGCUGCAGGUCGCGGAGCUGCAUCGAGCCCUGGAAUCGGCGAAGGGAGUCUGCAAACCUACAGCUCUCUACGUCAUCAACCCUGGAAACCCAACAGGUCACCUUCAAACCAGAAAGUCAAUCCAAGCAGUUAUCCAGUUUGUUGCAGAGAAGAAGCUCUUUCUUCUGGCUGAUGAGGUCUAUCAGGAUUAUGUUCAUGGGGAGAAUGAGUUUGUCUCCUACAAGAGGGUUCUGGCAGAGAUGGGUCCUCCUUUUUCAGAAACGGUGGAGCUAGCGUCUUUCCACUCAGUAUCCAAAGGCGUCAUGGGAGAGUGUGGGCUGCGUGGUGGAUACGUGGAGCUGGUAAAUGUGGACCCUGCUGUCAUGAAACACGUCUACACUCUGUUCUCCAAAGACACCUGUGCACCAGUGUUGGCUCAGAUUGCCCUGAAUGUGAUGGUGAACCCUCCACGACGGGGGGAUCCCUCCCAUCGUCUCUAUACUGUGGAGACGGAGCACAUAAAGACCACGCUGCUUCAUAACGCAAGGAGAGCCUACGAGGUUACAAACAGCCUGCCUGGAGUCUGCUGCCAGCCCAUGGACGGAGGAGCGUUCAUCUUCCCCAGACUGGCUCUUCCACCCAAGGCCAUUCAGAAAGCAAAGGAGGCAGGAACGGAGCCAGACAUAUUCUACUGUAACAGACUGUUAGAGGAUGCUGGUAUUUUAACCGCGCCUGGUUGCCAGUUCGGACAGAGGGAAGGCACUUAUCACGUCAGAUUUUGCAUCCUGGUGCCUGUGGCCACGAUGGAGGAGUUACUGAGACGCUUGACCAGCUUUCACACACAGUUUAUGGCAGAGUUCUCCUAAACUAUUGUGCAUUACGAUGAUUUAAGGAUGACGAUAAAAUCUAAUAAAUUUCCUCAACAUAAAUAUUUAUUGCAAUAAAGACAUUUAUUACAUCCA
Betta splendens (Siamese fighting fish) is the source of this 2437-nucleotide messenger RNA. Its product is annotated as alanine aminotransferase 2-like. Gene Ontology annotation, molecular function: L-alanine:2-oxoglutarate transaminase activity; pyridoxal phosphate binding. The coding region runs from base 953 to 2341 and encodes 462 amino acids. The transcript has 11 exons. The record is from RefSeq and is a predicted model, not a curated record. Lineage: Eukaryota; Metazoa; Chordata; Actinopteri; Anabantiformes; Osphronemidae. Gene Ontology annotation, biological process: biosynthetic process.